CUAACACGUUUCACUUUCUCAAUCUCAUCUCAACAGAAUAUUCAUUCAUUCAUUCUCACUUCUAGGGUUUCUCCCUCGCCCAAAAAAAUACACCCCAAUCUCUCCAACAUUCGUACCAUUCAUAGAGGAACUGAGGAACACCUCUUCCUGCGAUUAGGUUUUCCAAUUGCAAUGCCGCUUCCGACGAAACCAACGAGGCCACCACACGAAAUCGGCAGGGACUCCGAGGAGUCAUCGACCCCUUCCAACAACCUAUGGGUUGGAAAUCUAUCGCCGGACGUAACGGAUUCCGAUCUGAUGAAUUUAUUCGCUCAAUACGGCGCUCUCGACAGCGUCACCUCUUAUUCCGCUCGCAGUUACGCUUUCGUUUUCUUCAAACGCGUUGAAGAUGCUAAAGCCGCUAAAAACGCUCUCCAAGCCUUCUCUUUUCGCGGCAAUUCCUUGAAAAUUGAGUUUGCCAGACCGGCAAAGCCAUGUAAACAGCUUUGGGUGGGUGGUAUUAGCCCAGCUGUUACAAAGGAAGACUUGGAAGCUGACUUUCGUAAAUUUGGUAAAAUUGAGGAUUACAAGUUCUUUAGAGACAGAAAUACUGCAUGUGUUGAAUUUUUCAAUUUGGACGAUGCUACCCAGGCAAUGAAAAUUAUGAAUGGAAAACGCAUUGGUGGGGAAAAUAUUCGUGUUGACUUCCUCCGGUCAAAUGCUACAAAAAAAGAUCAAUUGCUUGAUUAUGGGCAGUUUCAAGGAAAAAGCUUGGGGCCUACUGAUUCCUAUUCUGGGCAGAAAAGACCACUGAAUUCACAAACUCUAUUGGGGAGGAAGGGUGAUGGUCAGCCCAGUAACGUUUUGUGGAUCGGUUAUCCUCCCAAUGUUCAGAUUGAUGAGCAAAUGCUCCACAAUGCUAUGAUUCUAUUUGGUGAAAUUGAGAGAAUCAAGAGUUUUCCUUCAAGGCAUUAUUCAUUUGUUGAAUUUCGAAGUGUUGAUGAAGCCCGACGUGCAAAAGAGGGCCUUCAAGGACGCCUUUUCAAUGAUUCUCGCAUAACAAUUAAUUAUUCAAGCGGUGACAUGGGACAUGGCAAAGAUUACCCUGGCUUUUAUACUGGAAGUAAUGGGCCAAGACCUGAUUUAUUCCUAAAUGAGAAUCCAUAUCGACCAUUACAGAUGGAUUUAUUCGGUCAUAAUCGUCCUGUGGUUCCAAAUAAUUUUCCUGGACAGCUGCCUACUGGCAGUAUUGUUGGUCCAAACAUGCCAAUGCGGCCGUUUGGUCCUCAAGGUGGUCCUGAAUCUGUUGUUUCUGGCCCUGACUUUAACGAGAUCAAUACACUACACAAAUUUCAGGAUGGUAGCUUGACGAAUAAGAUGGGUCCAAACUGGAAAAGGCCAUCUCCGCCUGCACCAGGAUUGCUUUCUUCUCCUGCUCCAGGUGUUAGGCUUCCUGCAAGAUCAGCCUCUGGUGCUUGGGAUGUACUUGACGUAAACCAUAUUCCAAGAGAUUCUAAACGGUCUAGGAUGGAUGGUGCAUCACCUAAUGAUGAUGCUCCAUUUCCUUUAAGAAAUAAAGAUGAUCGUAGAAAUAAAGAUGAUCGUAGGUUAGCUCCCGAACAAACAUAUGGGAUGGGUCCAGCUAUUGAUGGAGGUGGUUCUGGUCCAUAUCAUGGAAGGGGUAUACUUGGUCCAGGAAGCACAAGGAUUCCAGCCGGAGUACAUGCUUCUGUCCAACCCGAUGAUAUUGAUCAUAUAUGGCGCGGGCUUAUUGCAAAAGGAGGAACACCUGUUUGUCGUGCUAGAUGCAUCCCUGUAGGAAAAGGGAUUGGAACAGAGCUCCCUGAAGUUGUUGAUUGCUCAGCUAGGACAGGAUUGGAUAUACUUGCAAAACACUACGCAGAUGCAAUUGGCUUUGACAUUGUUUUCUUUCUGCCUGAUAGCGAAGAUGAUUUUGCUUCAUACACAGAAUUUCUACGCUACCUUGGUGCAAAAAACCGUGCUGGUGUUGCCAAGUUUAUUGACAAUACAACUUUAUUCUUGGUACCUCCUUCUGAUUUCCUGACAAAAGUUUUGAAAGUCACUGGACCUGAACGUUUAUAUGGUGUGGUUCUCAAGUUUCCACCAGUGCCUAGUGGUGCGCCCAUGCACCAAUCACCGCAUUUGCCCAUGCCUUCAACUCAAUAUAUGCAGCAGAUUCCUCCUUCACAGGCCGAAUAUGAUAUGAAUCCUGCUAAGGAGGAACAGGUUUUGCCCAUGGAUUACAACAGAAUGUUGCACGAGGAUUCUAAGCUUCCAUCUAAACAAGUAUAUCCACAACCAGGUGGGCCUCCUUCAGUUCAGUCUGCAGCUCCAGAUUAUGCUCCUAAUGCUGCUUCUGGGUCUCAAGCUGGAGUUGCAUUAACACCUGAGCUUAUUGCGACUUUAGCUUCUUUUCUUCCUACAAAUGUUCAAUCAUCUGCUACUGAUGGUGCCAAGCCAGCUGUAGGCUCCUCAAAUUCGAAGCCUCCGUUUCCUCCUGUGGCAUCUAAUGAUGGAAACCAAUCUCAAUUGUGGAAACAGGAUCAUCAAAUUGCAGAUCAAUCCAUUCAUCCACCUCAGCAGUUGAGGAGUAUGUAUAACAUUCACAAUGCUCAUUAUCAGCCUUAUCCACCAGCAUCAGCUCCUGGCCACACUUCUCAAGUGUUCUCUGGCAGUUCUCAUAUUCAAGACAAUGUUGUUAGCCAGCAACAGCAAGGUGUGAAUUCAUCUAGACACAUGCCUAAUUUCGUGACACCUACUCAAAGUGGACAGGUAGCUGCGUCCUCCCAUUUCAGUCAUCAGUAUCAGGUCGAAGUUCCUUCCAAUACUCAAAAAGGCUUUGGUGUGGUGCCAGGAAGUGACCCCUCUGCUUUAUACAACUCCCAGUCUUUCCAGCAACCUAAUAAUAACUCCCAGUCUUUCCAGCAACCUAGUAAUAACUCUCAGCCUUUCCAGCAACCUAGUAAUAACUCUCAGCCUUUCCAGCAACCUAAUAAUCCUCAGCAUCAACCUGUCAUACCAUAUACAGCGGACCAAAUGAACUCCAAUCCUCCCAUUCAGCAGCAUCCUGCCUAUGGAAUUGGUCAAGGAAACCCAGAAAUGGAGGCUGAUAAGAACCAGCGGUACCAGUCAACUUUACAGUUUGCUGCCAAUCUUCUACUCCAAAUACAGCAGCAGCAAACUCAAGGAGGACAUGGGCCAGGAAUUCAACAAUGAGAACUGUUUUCUGUAAUGGCUGUGGUUAGACAGACGCAUAUGUACGCUCUGCUUGCAACAAAGGUGCCGUCAAUUUGACAAAUUUCGCAGGGAUUUGUAUAAAUUAUUUAUUAAUCAGAAAAGGGUCUUUAGUCUCUUCCUUCCUAACAAAUAUUCUAUCUACAAAUUUGUAAGGAUGGAUUUUGAUUUUUGUUUCUGUUCAAUGUGUAUAACUUUAUUCCAUCUCAAAGUGUAAUGACGUUCGAAAAAGAAUUAUAACCGACUGCGGAUUUUUUUGUUAUUAAAAGGGUGCGUUUGUUUUUUUGA
Messenger RNA from Cicer arietinum (chickpea), 3522 nucleotides. Its product is annotated as flowering time control protein FPA. The record is from RefSeq and is a predicted model, not a curated record. Lineage: Eukaryota; Viridiplantae; Streptophyta; Magnoliopsida; Fabales; Fabaceae. Gene Ontology annotation, molecular function: RNA binding.